UGGGUGAGUGAAUGUGAGAGUCAGCGUCGCUCCGCGCGCGCCGUCCGCCUCCGCCGCUCGGCGCCCUUAUUUCUGCUGCGAGGGCCGAGCGCGCGCGUAAAGGCAUAGAGACGGGCGUUGAGCGCUCGGGCUAGAGCGUCGCCGAGUCGGAGCCGGAGCCCGAGCCGCGCGCUGUGUCUUCGCUGCGUCCGCCGAGGCCCCCGAGUGUCAGGGACAAAAGCCACCGCCGCGCCGCCUGCUCCCGCUGCCGGGGCUCAUCCGCCGCCCGCUGCCCUGAGGAGAGUCCGCCGCCGUCGCCACCCGUGAGGAUCCGAGAGCCAUGUCGGCCAGCAGCCUCUUGGAGCAGAGACCAAAAGGUCAAGGAAACAAAGUACAAAAUGGAUCUGUACAUCAAAAGGAUGGAUUAAAUGAUGAUGAUUUUGAACCUUACUUGAGUCCACAGGCAAGGCCCAAUAAUGCAUAUACUGCCAUGUCAGAUUCCUACUUACCCAGUUACUACAGUCCCUCCAUUGGCUUCUCCUAUUCUUUGGGUGAAGCUGCUUGGUCUACUGGGGGUGACACAGCCAUGCCCUAUCUAACUUCUUAUGGACAGCUGAGCAACGGAGAGCCUCACUUCUUACCAGAUGCAAUGUUUGGACAACCAGGAGCUCUAGGUAGCACUCCAUUUCUUGGUCAGCAUGGUUUUAAUUUCUUUCCCAGUGGGAUUGACUUCUCAGCUUGGGGAAAUAACAGUUCUCAGGGACAGUCUACUCAGAGCUCUGGAUAUAGUAGCAAUUAUGCUUAUGCACCUAGCUCCUUAGGUGGAGCCAUGAUUGAUGGACAGUCAGCUUUUGCCAGUGAGACCCUCAAUAAGGCUCCUGGCAUGAAUACUAUAGACCAAGGGAUGGCAGCACUGAAGUUGGGUAGCACAGAAGUUGCAAGCAAUGUUCCAAAAGUUGUAGGCUCUGCUGUUGGUAGUAGUUCCAUUACUAGCAACAUCGUGGCUUCCAAUAGUUUGCCUCCAGCUACCAUUGCGCCUCCAAAACCAGCAUCUUGGGCUGAUAUUGCUAGCAAGCCUGCAAAACAGCAACCCAAGUUGAAGACCAAGAAUGGCAUUGCAGGGUCGAGUCUUCCACCACCCCCAAUAAAGCAUAACAUGGAUAUUGGAACUUGGGAUAACAAGGGUCCUGUGGCAAAAGCACCCUCACAGGCUUUGGUUCAGAAUAUAGGUCAGCAGCCAACCCAGGGGUCUCCCCAGCCUGUUGGUCAGCAGGCUAACAAUAGCCCACCAGUGGCUCAGGCAUCAGUAGGGCAACAGACACAGCCAUUGCCCCCACCUCCACCACAGCCUGCUCAGCUCUCAGUGCAGCAACAGGCGGCUCAGCCAACCCGCUGGGUAGCACCUCGGAACCGUGGCAGUGGGUUUGGUCAUAAUGGGGUGGAUGGUAAUGGAGUAGGACAAUCUCAGGCUGGAUCUGGAUCUACUCCUUCAGAACCUCAUCCAGUGUUGGAGAAGCUGCGAUCUAUUAAUAACUAUAACCCCAAGGAUUUUGACUGGAAUCUGAAACAUGGCCGGGUUUUCAUCAUUAAGAGCUACUCUGAGGACGAUAUCCACCGUUCCAUUAAGUAUAAUAUCUGGUGCAGCACAGAGCAUGGUAACAAGAGACUGGAUGCUGCUUAUCGCUCCAUGAACGGGAAAGGCCCCGUUUACUUACUUUUCAGUGUCAACGGCAGUGGACACUUCUGUGGCGUUGCAGAAAUGAAAUCUGCUGUGGACUACAACACAUGUGCAGGUGUGUGGUCCCAGGACAAAUGGAAGGGUCGUUUUGAUGUCAGGUGGAUUUUUGUGAAGGACGUUCCCAAUAGCCAACUGCGACACAUUCGCCUAGAGAACAAUGAGAAUAAACCAGUGACCAACUCCAGGGACACUCAGGAAGUGCCUCUGGAAAAGGCUAAGCAGGUGUUGAAAAUCAUAGCCAGCUACAAGCACACCACUUCCAUUUUUGAUGACUUCUCACACUAUGAGAAACGCCAAGAGGAAGAAGAAAGUGUUAAAAAGGAACGUCAAGGUCGUGGGAAAUAAAAGGCAGUUCUGCACAGACUGCAGCAACGGUUGCAUCUGCAUAUCCUAAGAGGAAAAAUGACCUUCAAGAGAAUUAGGACUUUUUUCUUAAUUUCAUUGACUUCAGAGACAAUUGCAGACUUGCAGUUUAAGUAUUGGAAUUUCACAAAAGACAUAGGACUUAACUGGAAAAUGAAAAAAAAAAAAAAAGAAAAAGAAAAAACUAAACAAAAAAUCCCUCUAGGUAGUUUAGGUGAAAAAUGUCCCUUUUAUUUUGGCUUUGGUUGUGAUUUCAGAGCAUAAUGCUUUGUUUUUUUGUCUUUUUACUAUGUUUUUCGGAUUUUAAAGUCCGUAAGUGCAUACAAUUUUCUCUAAUUUUUAAACCCUUUCCUCCCCCCAUUUUGACAUUUGCACUUGGAGAACACUUGAGUUUCGAAGGUUUUGGGCCUCCACCCCAGAAAGUGGGAAUUUGGUUUUUCCCUUCCGAACUGGAAGAACAUUUUUAUGAAGAAUUUUUGUCUUGGAGAAUUUAACAGUGUUACCCAAGGUUGUGUCUUCAAGGGUGGUUCAUUUUCUCUGACCCUUUGUUACUCAAAGUAAAGUACUAGGAGUCCUAAGAAAUGUUCUGUUGUACAUUAUACUGAUUAAGUCAGGAUUAAUUUGAUUUCAAAGCUAAGAACAGUGGUAAAAACUUGUUUACAGAAAUGCAUUUUGGAAGAGAAAAAUACUGUAAAACGUGUAGUGAAUGUUUCUUCAGUUUCCUGUUCAGCCAAUGAGGAAAGGGCAUUGCCUUUCUUUUUACCAUUAAUCACUUCUCAAUAAACGUGAGAUCCUGUUGAGCAUCACUUCUAGUACCAUUUAUUAGUAUUAUUUGAUCUGCUAUAUUUUAUGCAAGCUUUGGAGUAUAAGGAGUUUUAAGAGGUGAGACAGCAUCCAUUUUUAGAAAGUUCACUGAGAUGAAGUAGUUCAGGCUUGCUUUUGUACCCAGGGCUGGAUAACCACGACCUCUGAGGUGCAAAGCAAGGUGGGCCAAUAUUCAUUAAUUCUUUAUUUGUGGGUACUUCCCAGAGAAGGUAGAGCCGCUGCUAAAUCAUUCAACAAAUAUUUGAUUGUGAGUACUUACUAGGUGCCAGGCACUGUGUAAUAACCCUGUAGAAACCUGGCCAGGUAUCUUAUGUGCAAAGUAGGUAGAGCCCAGUAUGAAGGGUAUAAGUGUUUAAUCUGAAAUAUGACUUAUUUAGACAGAAUUCCACGUUGGUGCAGGUCCAAGAAUUAGGAAUUCCAGUGAGCUUGGGUCUUUGUGAACCAUAUAACCAUAAUGGUAUUUGAUUCACCCUUGUUUAUUUCCUAAGGUUUGGGGCUUCUCUGCCUUAAAAGAUUAUUAGCCCUUAAGAUGUCCCAAUUUUGGAGAGUUAGUUAAAUGUGUGAAAAUUUCUAUAAUAAGAAAAGUUUCUGAAAAUGAGUUUUUAAUGCUGUUGGGCAGUGUUUUGCCAUCGGAUGACUUUAUUUGUCGUAUUCUACAGUAGCCUAGGCUACUAAAUCAAGGGCAUGAUAAAAUUAAUGCUGGUUUGUAAUUAGCAUUAUUGUUGACACUGAGUUGAGAACUUUGCCUGAGGCAUGGUACAAUAUGCCUAGAUAUUCCUAUUUGCCAGGCUUUUUGAAAUACAUUCUUUUCAAAUUGGGGAGUCUUGUGCUUUCAUCAGUUUGAAGAUGCCCAGUUUUGAAUUAGAAAUGUAACAUUCAUGGUUUUCAAUUUUAGCUGACACUUCUGUGACUUUUAGAGGAUUCCCAUGGGCUUCAUGGUUUAGUAUUUCACCUUUGAAAGGGAAAAUAAUUCUGAGAAAAACAUUCAGAAGCAUUCUUAACCUAGAUUUCCCUACCUUUUUAAUUCAGGUUGGAUAUGAGAGUAUUCAAGACACUUUUUUGCAGCUUGAAAUUUUAAUGCCUCAGUGUUUAAAGCCAGUGCUUCCCAGUCUUUAUUUUCACAUCACACAGAAAAUACUGGUGACUUUGAGGACAAACUGAAAGGAAUUUGGAUCCCUUAAUAAGGCUGCUCACCUAGCUCUCCCUGAAUGUUGAGGGAGUCAGGAUGUUGGAUUUGUUUGCUUGUUUUUUGUUUUUUUUUUUUUAAACCAUAUUGGCCUUUUAUGUAGUAUACAAAACUUUAUGUUCACUCUUAAGAGUUUGGUCCAAAAGUUGGUUUGGUGAAGAUCCCAAAAUGGAGCAAAACUAGUUCUCUUAACUGCUAAUGACAACAUUCUCAGUGGAAAUUGUUGACUAUUUGCCCUUAAUGCUUUGUUCUGUUCUGUCAUUUGCUAAUGUAAGACUUUGGAUAGCCAUUGUUGUUUACUUUUCUCCUUUGUUGACUAUGAGGGGAAACUGAACAAUCUUACCACGUGCUAUCAGUGUUAAUUCAAAGCAUUUUGAACCUGUAAUGUCAGCAAACAUGUAUAAAUCUCAUUCACUUAAUUUGGUCUUAGUUAUAUUUGAUUGGCUAUCUUCCCCCAACAUGUUCCAUUUGAAGGAAAAUUUAUUUUGCAAAAGCAGUAUGAGUUCUCAUAUGCCCUUCACUCAGCUUCCCCCAAAUGUUAACAUUUAACAUAAACAUGGGACAGUUAUCAAAAAACAGUAAAUAUCGAUACAGUGCUAUUUACUAAUCUACAGACCUUAUUGGAUUGUGUCAGUUGCUCAAGCAAUGUCUUUUUUUCUGGCUCAGCAUCCAAUCCAGGAUCUCAUAGUGCUUUUAGUUGUCUUUAGUCUGUAGACUGAGUUCUUCAAUCUUCAUCUUUUAUGAUUUUGACACUUGGAGAGUACUGGCCAGUUAUUUAUAGAAUACCCUUGAAAUGAACUUGCCUAAUAUUUUCUCAUUAUUAGGUUGAAGUUAUUUUUUGGUAGGAAUACUGCUAAAAUCAUGUGCCCUUCUCAGUGCAUUAUAUCAGGACACAUAGUGUCCAUAUGUAUUACUGGUGAUGUUAACUUUGAUCACUUGGGUGAGGUGGUGUUUGUGGGAUUUCUCUCCACUGUGAAGUUACUGAAUUUCCCUUUGUAAUAAGUAACUUGUGGGAGGGAUAUACUUUAAAACUAUCAAUCUUUGGUUCACUAAUUUUGACAUCUUUGGAUUGUUAUUCCCUGGAACAAGUAUUACUGUGGCAUUUGCCAAAUGUUAAUUCACUAUUGUCUAUUAUUUUUGCAUUUAUACUAAUUGGAAUUCUACUGUAAGGAGGAGCUGUCCCUUCUCCCCAUUUUAUUUAUUCAGUGGUAUCAGUAUGGACUCAGGGGUAUUUUGUUCCAUGGGUCAAUGCUGUCACUUAUUUUGUUGCUCAUACUGUCCCAGCUUUGGCCAUUGGACUAGUCUUCAAGUUGGCUUCUGUAUUUUUUUGACAUGCCCCCAAUGUUUUUUGGAGCCCUUCUUUAAUGUUCUGGUACUAUAAGAUGUUCCUGGCUAGUCUUGUAUUUUCAGUGCCCCAGCCCCAUUUUUCCAAGGAACAAAGGUUCUUUUUAUUGGAGAUAGAAACCACCCCUUGUGUUUUUUAAAAAGCAGUUCUUUACAACAGAUUAUUAAAGUGGGGUUUUUAUUCCUCAUGUAGGUGGAGACUUACUUAUCUAAUCAAAACUCCUGGCCACCUCAUUUCUUCCUCCAUUUUCAUAGACUAUAUAGAUCAGUCUUCUGGAGUUGUGGAGAGGACUUCCACUUGGCAUAAUACUUCACCUAGAGUGAGCCCUAAUGAAUGUGGGUUGGUUUGCACCCUUCCGUAAUUUCUAUCUUUAGCCUUGUAAAUAGAGACCCAAAAUGUUGGAAGUCGUGGUUUCCACCUAACCUAUUAAGGGGUUCAGAGCUUUUUCUGCCUGUGAGAAAAUAAAUGGUCGUGUACUCAA
Molecule: messenger RNA, 5917 nt
Organism: Camelus dromedarius (Arabian camel)
Lineage: Eukaryota; Metazoa; Chordata; Mammalia; Artiodactyla; Camelidae
Gene: YTHDF2
Product: YTH N6-methyladenosine RNA binding protein F2
Exons: 5
Coding region: 320-2062 (580 amino acids)
Biological process (GO): mRNA destabilization
Cellular component (GO): cytoplasm
Molecular function (GO): mRNA binding; N6-methyladenosine-containing RNA reader activity
Source: RefSeq, a predicted model, not a curated record